AUGCAGGGAAGUGAUGAUUUAUGUGAGUUUUGAAAGGGGAACUUGGGCUAAAUCGAUAGGAAUAAGUUGUCGAUAUCUUUUUCGUUUUGCCAACGCUUGGGUAGUGACGAAGCAUUGGAGUUUCCACGUUAUAACACCUCAACAAAAUAAUUUUCAGCUGAUAUCGGAAAAUUCGGAGGAAACUUUGAGAUCGAAAAUCCUGUUCCUCGGCCAAGUUCAAAUGACGUCGACCUAUUGAACAACAAACUGCACGCAAUGUCUUUGAAAAGCAGAAUGACACUUCAUCCGGGUGCCGAUUCAAUGAGAAUCAUUCAACUCGAAAAUGAAGUUCGCCAACUUCGUGAACAACAUCUGAAUCUAAAAAACGACUAUUCAAUGGUUGAAGAGAAAUUUCGAAAACAAGAAGUUCUACUUCACAAAUUGACGGAAAGAUAUAGAAAAGAAUUGAUGGAAAGAGAUGAGGAGUUGCGAAAAGUUCAUAAUGAGAUGGUUGAUUUGAAGGGGCAGAUUCGAGUUGCGGUAAGAGUUCGAAAAUAUGAGGAUGAGAAAAAUGAGGAUAUUUGUGUGGUUGGAGAGAAUGAUAUCAAAUUUGAUAAUAAGGCUGAAUAUCAUUUUGAGCAUAUUUUCAAUGCAAGGAAUGAUCAAGAAAUGGUAUUUGGACAAGUCAAAGAACUUAUUUUGGUAAGGAGGUUUUUAAGAAGAUUUCUAUGAACUAAUUUUCAGUCAGUUCUCCAUGGCUACAAUGUUUGUCUGAUCGCUUAUGGUCCAACAGGAAGUGGUAAAACUUUCACGAUGCGAGGAGAAAAUAACGAGAAUUUGGCGGGAGUUAUCCCAAGAUCUAUUCAAUUUCUUCUCGAACAUUCAGAACAACAAUUAGCUGCGAUUGGUUGGAAAGUAGGUUCCUCUAGGUACUUUCUUCUAAACGGAUAAAUCUUGAAACUUUUAGUUCAACUUCUCUGCUUCGUAUUUGGAAGUUUACAACGAGGAAGUAUUUGAUUUGCUGGAUCAGCGGAAAAAAUGCGAUUUGAAAUUGAACGGUUCCACAAGCUCAACAAAUGUAAUUGGCUUGAAAAAAGUCCAAAUCAAAUCAAUUUUUGAUACCGAAACCUUGAUGAAUUUGGCCGAUUCUUAUAGAUCAACAGCUUCCACAGGUUGCAAUUCACAAUCUUCAAGAUCUCACGCAAUAUUUCAAAUCCACGUGGAUGCAAUUCAUUCAAAAACUGGUCAAAUUGCCAAAUGCUCGUUGAAUCUUGUUGAUUUGGCUGGUUCAGAACGUGUCAAAGAAUCUGGUGCCCAAGGUGAACGAUUUGCCGAAUUGACAAAUAUCAAUCAAAGUUUGUCAACAUUGAAAAGAUGCAUUCGCGCUCAAAUGAACAAUUCAUCGCAUAUUCCAUUUCGAGAAAGCAAAUUGACACUUUUGUUGAGAACUUAUCUUGGAAAAGGAUCCUCGAAAACUAUGUUUAUUGCUCAUUUGAAUCCUAAUGAUGUUGCGGAAACCAAAAGAACUCUCGAAUUUACCAAAGAAUUGAGAUCGACUAAUUUGGGACGUGCACAAGUUCAGAAAUAA
Caenorhabditis angaria is the source of this 1567-nucleotide messenger RNA. The record is from the annotation of a GenBank genome assembly. Lineage: Eukaryota; Metazoa; Nematoda; Chromadorea; Rhabditida; Rhabditidae.